AUGCCUGCCCGCUACACCUCCAAAGACGUCAGUCCUGAGCCCUUGGCCCAAGAACUUCACCUCUACCCUUCUGGCCGAGUCGCAAAGAACAGGUUUCUUAAGUCGCCCAUGGCUGAGUCGCUUGCGAGUUGGGAUCCCGAGAUCGUCUCCAAGAGAGGAAUCCCGACCGACGAGCUGAUUGAGCUGUACCGACGAUGGGGUGAAGGCAAGAACAACUUUGGUAUCGUUGUCACUGGCAAUAUAGACAUUGAUCUCACCUCCGUCGGCGCUGCUGCGUCUCCCGGAAUCCCCGUCGAUGCUCCAUUUGAAGGCGAGCGCUUUGAUAAGUUCAAGCAAUUGGCCGCGGCAGCCAAAAAGGACGGUUCUCUGUUCCUCGCUCAGGUGAACCAUCCCGGGCGACAAGUUCCCUACAAGUUCAACCCAGUCGCCAUCUCAGCCUCUGACGUUCAACUCGACCCCAAGAUGGGAAUGACGUUUGGCAAGCCGCACGCCGCGACAAAAGAGGAAAUCGCCCAGAUCAUCGAAGGUUUCGCCCACGCCGCCGAGUAUCUCGAAAAAGCCGGGUUCGACGGCAUCGAACUACACGCAGCUCACGGAUACCUGCUCUCUCAAUUCCUCUCCCGAACCACCAACAAGCGCACCGACGAAUACGGCACUCAGACCGUCGAAAAUAGACUCCGACUCAUUUCCGAAAUUGCAAACGCUAUCAAGGCGCGCGUCUCACCGACCUUUAUCGUCAGCGCAAAGCUCAACAGCGUAGAGUUCCAGGACGGCGGCGUGACACCCGAUGAGGCAAGGGAGCUCUGCGAGAGACUUGAAGCACUGGGAUUCGACUUUGUUGAGCUCAGCGGCGGGACUUAUGAGCGCAUGGCAUUGUCGUGGGAGAAAGAGUCGACGAAGCAGCGCGAGGGUUUCUUCCUCGAGUGGGCCGAGACCAUCACCAAAGCGCUUGACCCAGCGCAUAAAAUGAGGAUCUUUAUUGCUGGUGGGUUGAGAACGGUGGGCGCCAUGGCAGACGCGCUUGACGUUGUGGAUGGUGUUAGUAUUGGACGGCCUGCGGCGGCAGAACCGCGUUUGGCUGGUGAUAUUAUCGAGGGACGCGUCAAAGGCGCGAUUCAACCGGCGGAGAUGGUUGAGAAUGAUCUUGGGAUGGGGAUGGGCGUCGCUGGGGCUCAGUUUGCGCAGAUUGCAAAGGGCUUUGAACCGCUUGACGCGAGUGACAGUGAAGUUGUGCAGACAUUUGGCCAGGAUAUGGGCGCGUGGUAUGAGAAGCUCGUGCAGGAUGGGGACAAGAAUGAGUUUGUUCGAGCCAUUCAGUAUUCGGGACCUCAAGUUCCAUAUGGCAAGCUAAAUAUUUCCACAAUUGCAGUCAUGUCGACCGCUGAGACAGAUCCAACACCGUCGAAUCGUCGCAAAGCAUGCGACUUGUGCUUUACGAAAAAGAUCAAAUGUGACAUGCUAAAGCCAGAUUGCUCGAAUUGCAUUCUCUAUAACACAAACUGCCGAACCAGCAUCAUUAGAAGGAAGCCUAAUUCUGCAAGAGCCAGAGCAGGGGCUAAACAACAAGAAGAGAACAAUCGCCAAGAGGGUCUUGAAGCAAGAUUGGCUCGUAUUGAAGAACAGUUGCAAAUCGUUCUCAACGCUGCCAAAGAUGCUCAAACUGCCAGACCGCAAGGGCCAGAUGACCAAUCCAGCCCAAGUGACUCAGCGGAAUCAGUUCUCAACAAUUCAGCAAAUUUCGAAGAGAUGGCGAAAAGAGGCUUCGCUUGGAAAUUCGAUCCAGUUAAUCCAGCAGUUUACCAAGGUCCCCAACCAAGCAUUUUAGAAUUGCCGCCCCUGGAUGAGAUUCUACCUAUAGUAGAUCACUACUUUACAACUUUCAACGCCGUCAUUCCUCUCUUUCAGCAGCCAGAAUUCAUGAAGCUUCUCACGACAUGGUAUAAACAACCCGAAACUCGCGACAGAGCUUCGUGGGCUGCUAUUCAAACCGUCAUGGCCAUUGGAUAUCGCACUCCACAGCUCUCACUACGAGACAGCCAAUCAGUGCAUAUUGAAAGGGCAGAUCAAUGUCUGAGGAAUGCACAGACUGUUGUAUCGGAGCUUGUCACGCGUGAUGAAGAUUUACUCGGCGUUCAGAUCUUACUAGGUAUCGUGAUGCUGUUCCAAAACAGUCGCGAUCCAAAACCAGCAAGCGUUCUCAUUGGAACAGCGGUUAGGUUGGCGCAUAGACUCAAGUUACAUUCGCAAGAAGCGGCGAUGCAGUUUCCGGCUGCGGAGGCAGAGCAGAGAUCGCGAGUGUUUUGGAUUGCGUACACUCUUGACAAAGACAUUUGUCUUCGUGCGCAAACACCUUCGUGCCAGUUUGAUGAAGACAUCGAUAUUAGUCUCCCUGUACUUGCGCCACCUGAUAGCGUUGGUUUGAUAUGGACGCAAAACGGCCAAGUCCACUUCAACUACCAUCGAAGGCGCGUGGAACUCGCUUACAUACAAGGCAAAGUGUACGAUCUUUUGUAUUCCAACCGCUCAAGCAAGGUGACUGCCCAAGAGCGACAACGACGAGUAUCUCGACUUCAAUCUAUGCUCGAUCAGUGGUACGAGCGCAUUCCAAAUGUAUUCCAUAUCGAGCAUGUCGCUGCGACGGUGGGACCGAGCCAGCUUGUGCAGAUGACAAAGAUGCACCACGCUUUUCUGCUGACGGAAGUGAUGAUCCAUGGUAUUUAUAGUCAUAAUGCUGAAUGGGUCAAGAGGAUCAGCUCUUUUAGUAGAGCUACGAUAACCUCUGUUGGAAACUUGGAGAAUAGGGGCUUUGGCGCCGGGAAGUGUCAGGACCAAGCACCGCCUUUACCUGAGGGAUGGAAUCAUUGUGUGGACGUGAGCAGAGGGUGCAUGAAGUUAUUCCAGGAAGCUACACCAACAGAGUGUCUUAUUUGCUGCUCUCAUUUCUCAGCGCUCAUCGUCCUCCUCGCCAACAUGAUCCUCAACCCCGGCCACAGCUCAAUCCACAUUGAUCAGCACCUCUCAGUAAAAGCGCUCGAUCUCUUCGACAAGCUUCUAAAGAUCAUUGACGACGAAGCGUUCAGAGCCUUGCGAAGCGUUGUUGGUGAACUCAGCCAGAGGGCGCAAACGGCUGUGGCGGUGUAUAGAGAGGAGCUGAAGGGAUUGGGGAGGGACGUCUUUGAGGCGCUGAACGUGGACGAUGUGGCUGUGCAGGAGGUGGAUUUCUUACCGGCGGGAGACACGGACAUGUUUGAGGGGCUUGAGGUUGAGGGGCCGUUUGUGGGGUUGGACGGGCCGUUUGUCGGAUUAAGUGGGGAGCUUGAGCGGGGCUUCGGAGACGGGAUGAGCUUCAUGGACGGCGGAGUGUUGGACAUGGAGUUUAUGAGAUGA
Molecule: messenger RNA, 3387 nt
Organism: Fusarium subglutinans
Lineage: Eukaryota; Fungi; Ascomycota; Sordariomycetes; Hypocreales; Nectriaceae
Product: transcriptional regulator
Exons: 8
Coding region: 1-3387 (1128 amino acids)
Biological process (GO): DNA-templated transcription; regulation of DNA-templated transcription
Molecular function (GO): FMN binding; DNA-binding transcription factor activity, RNA polymerase II-specific; DNA binding
Source: RefSeq, a predicted model, not a curated record